GGACCUUGGGCUGCCUCUGGAAGGAUGUGGUACCCAGGUUCGGGGGAUGCAGGAGCGUUAGUUGGCUUGGAGCAUCCUUGCUAAGCAACCAUGGCCAGCCAGACCCAGGGAAUCCAGCAGCUGCUGCAGGCUGAGAAGAGGGCUGCGGAAAAGGUGGCCGAGGCCCGAAAACGAAAGGCACGGAGGCUGAAGCAAGCCAAGGAGGAGGCCCAGGCUGAAAUUGAGCAGUACCGUUUGGAGCGUGAAAGAGAGUUCCAGCACAAGCAGCAAGCGGCUCUUGGCUCGCAAGGAAACCUGUCCACUGAGGUGGAGGCCCAGACCCGCAAGAAACUGCAGGCCAUGCAAGGAGGACAAGCCCGGGGCAAAGACCGAGUCCUGCGUCAGCUGCUCACCCAUGUGUGGGAUGUGAAGCCUCAGCUACACCCCAACUACCACUUUGCUAUCUAGGAGACUCACUGACUCAGCCUGCGGUUACUGCCUGGUUGCCUGGGACACCUCACUGGUCUCCAUCUUCCAUCAUCCUCUCACAGCGACAAGUCUCCUCAUCCCUAGAGGUUGAAUUUUACCGGCCGCCUCAGAAUCUCAGCCUUUAUCAUCUGCCUGUGGGCCAAACUAGACACAACAGUGUCCUUAUGGUGGCCUUGGGGAUGCACCACCAUUUAAAAGUCAUUCCAAAAUGUGCAGCUUCUGAGGCACUCUUAUUCCUCCAGUGUACCAUAUCAAGUUCUUACCUACCCUUUGUGACUGAUUCGGCACUUGAAAAGGCUUGAGGGGUGGGACAAGAGUAUUGUGCUGUGGACUUGAUCAGGAUUGGGGCCUCCUGGCAUUUUUAAAUGACUUUAAAAUGGCCAUAACUUCCCCAUGACAACUGAUAUAGUCUCUGUAUUCCAUUAAGGCUGUACAGUAUUCUCAUUCCAUGUUAAUGUCCCCCAGAUGAACUCCUAUGUAUUAGUUUAGUCUAUUUACUCUUUCACCUUUCUCCCCAAUGGGACCCAAAGCCACUUAUGUCAUUGUCAUCUCUUCCUCUUUAUCCUCUCAACAACCCUUUCAGGUAGGUUGGGAUGAGAAUGUAUCACUAGCCCCAGGUCACCCAGCAAACUUUGCUAGCACAGUCCAACCUGGCACUCUAACCAUUACACCAC
Messenger RNA from Sphaerodactylus townsendi, 1142 nucleotides. RefSeq names its product ATPase H+ transporting V1 subunit G2 (gene ATP6V1G2). Bases 91 to 447 code for a protein of 118 amino acids. The record is from RefSeq and is a predicted model, not a curated record. Gene Ontology annotation, biological process: proton transmembrane transport. Gene Ontology annotation, cellular component: vacuolar proton-transporting V-type ATPase complex. NCBI's taxonomy places the organism in Eukaryota, Metazoa, Chordata, Lepidosauria, Squamata, Sphaerodactylidae. The transcript has 3 exons. Gene Ontology annotation, molecular function: proton-transporting ATPase activity, rotational mechanism.